Messenger RNA from Magallana angulata, 1383 nucleotides. RefSeq lists its product as uncharacterized. Lineage: Eukaryota; Metazoa; Mollusca; Bivalvia; Ostreida; Ostreidae. The coding region runs from base 1 to 1383 and encodes 460 amino acids. The transcript has a single exon. The record is from RefSeq and is a predicted model, not a curated record.
AUGUGUGGGAUGGAGAAUUUGGAAUUGUUUCAAGUUCCCCCCACCAAUAUAGCCCUAGAAGAAUCCAAAUGGAUGGAAUACUAUCCCAUCUCCAGUACUCUCCAAUCGGAAACAGCACCCAUUGAAUUCGACAUUCAAGGACAAGGAGAUGAAUACAUUGAUCUCUCUCAGACUUAUGUUCAGAUUGUCUGCAAAUUCACUAAAGAUGAUGGCACUGCCUUGACAGGAGCUAACACUAGUGUCACUCCGGUCAAUAACAUUAUACACUCCUUAUUCUCGGAAAUCGAUGUCACUCUGAAUGGUAAAAUCAUCACUCCAGGAACGGAUACUUAUCCUUACAAAGCUUACCUGGAGAAAUUACUCUCCUAUCGACCCAAAACUUUAGAAACUCAAAUGAAAGCAUGUAGUUUGUGGGAAAAAGACACAGCAGGUCAUAUGGAUGAUGCCUUAACCACUGCACCCACCCAGACCAAAACUCAAUUUAAUGUGGUAGAUGACAAAGUAACAAUAAAUGCCGCUCAGCUGGGGUUUCCCCUACCCGCCGAUGGCGAGAAUGAAGGUCUAAGAAAACGCCGCGAUGCAAUCGAAAACAGUAAAAAGAUUACUUUAAUUGACCGACUUUACGUAGAUCUCUUUCAACAGGACAGAUUUAUUCCCAAUGGAGUAGACAUUCGAUUGAGAUUCAAUCGAGCCAAACCUGCCUUUCACCUGAUGGCUCAUGCAGGAAGCUCAGGGAAAAUCAGCAUUCUGAGCAUGUUACUGUGGGUGAGAAAAGUCAAACCUACGGCUACGGUACUCAAUGCCAUCAACGAAAGAUUAAAUUCCGAAACGGUUAAAUUUCCCUUGAGACGAGUGGAGGUCAAAACCUUUACCAUUCCACAAGGAACUCAAUCCAAAAUCACCGAUCACCUGUUUCAGGGUCAGAUGCCGAAAAGAAUCGUUUUGGGAUUUGUAGAAAAUGCUGCUUUCAAUGGCGAUCUCACUAAAAAUCCCUUCAAUUUCAAGAAUGCCAAUGUCAAAAAGUUAGACGUGAGCAUUAACGGGGAAACCAUAACUACCAGGCCCUUCGAACCGGAUUUCGCUAACGAUUUGUAUCUCCGAUCCUAUCUGAGUUUAUAUCAAGGUUUAGGUAAAUUUGGAGAAGAUUGGGCUCCUGACAUCAGUUUCGAAGAAUAUAAAGACGGUUACACCCUGUGGUGCGUAGACUUCACCAAAGAUCAGGAGGCGCAGCUGGACAAAUUUCAUCUCAUUGAAACGGGAAAUUUGAGAAUCGAAGUUCAAUUUUCACAAAACACGGCAACAACCCUCAAUUGUUUGGUGUAUGCUGAAUUUGAUAACUUGUUGGAAAUCAACAAACAGAGAGAAGUCAGUGUUGACUAUUGA